AUGGACAAUGACACAACCGACGACCAGUCAGUGCAGGCUGAGCUUGCCAAUAUAGUAUACGUCGACUCGGAAGCUACCCAUUUCAAGAAGGACAUGGGCUGGCUGUCCAUUGUCGCCGCUUCCUUUGACUGCAUGGCAACGUGGAAUACGUUUCCGUCGACGCUGCUGGUAUCUUUCGUCUACGGAAGACCGGCCGCCACAGUUUGGGGAAUUCUCCUCGUUGGGCUCAUUUUCAUUCCCAUCUCCAUCACGCUAUGCGAACUGGUUUCUGCGUAUCCCACUAUCGGUGGCCAGUACCAUUGGGUAGGUAUUCUUGCUCCUCCAAAGCACCGCCGAAUCAUCAGCUAUAUUUGUGGAAGCAUCAGCUGGUUCUCAUGGGUCACCCUCGCUGCUGCAAGUAUGGGCAGUCUGGGGAAUUACAUGAUUGCUUUGAUAUCGUGGUACGAUCCAGAUUAUGUCAUUAAAAAGUGGCACGUCUUUCUCAUCUUCCAAUUCACAAACUUACUUAGCUUCGUGGUCAACGCAUUUGGCAUUAUUUUCAGCUUGUUCGCCUGCAUUACUAUUCUCAUCGCCAUUCUUGUCAGCCAAAAGGAAAAGCAAUCGUCCGAGUUUGUCUGGACGACUCUCACAAACAAUACUGGGUGGCCAUCUGAAAUUGCAUUCCUAAUUACUCUAAGUGGUCCGACCGUAAUGUACUGUCCUAUUGAUGGCGUCGUCCAUCUGGUUGAGGAUACCAAAAAGCCCAGGGUCGUUAUCCCAAGAGCAAUAAUGUCUGCACUCGUCUUAUCGUUCGUGUCAGCAACUGCAUUUGGGAUUGCCACAACUUAUUGCAUCUCAAACUUCGAUACCGCUCUCGCGUCAAGAAUUGGGUUUCCUGCUUUUGAGAUUUGGCGACAAGCCAUGAACUCAAAUGCUUGGGCCGUCGCAUUUAUGGUGUUUCUUCUUGUCAUGGUGCCAGCCGGUACUUUCACCACGGCCCAAAUCGUGUCCAGAAUGACUUGGAGUUUCGCCAAUGACAAAGCUCUGCUCUUUUCGGAUCGCCUCAGCAGCGUGUCUCCCAAGACUAGAGUCCCCCUCAUGGCUCUCACUUUCAAUGCAUUCCUCAUAUUUCUCAUUGGUUGUCUCUAUCUGAUCUCAUCAACUGCCUUUAUCGCCAUUUUGAACAUAUCGGUCGUCUUGCAGCAGAUCACGCUUGCCUUUCCCUCCGCCAUGCUCAUCUACCGUCGGCGCGACCCUAAGUACCUUCCGAAAGACAGACCAUUCAAGGUUCCCAAUGCUAUAGGAUGA
Ilyonectria robusta is the source of this 1287-nucleotide messenger RNA. RefSeq names its product amino acid/polyamine transporter I. Gene Ontology annotation, cellular component: membrane. Bases 1 to 1287 code for a protein of 428 amino acids. Gene Ontology annotation, molecular function: transmembrane transporter activity. Gene Ontology annotation, biological process: transmembrane transport. The record is from RefSeq and is a predicted model, not a curated record. Lineage: Eukaryota; Fungi; Ascomycota; Sordariomycetes; Hypocreales; Nectriaceae. The transcript has 4 exons.